UGCCAGGACUGCAUGGGACGCGCGAUAGUUUGCAAGAGCUGCUGCUCAACCAUGCAUGCAAAUCAACCUUUCCAUCAAAUCAAGUGUUGGAAUGGACGCUUUUUUGAAAGCAUCAGCCUCAAGGACAUCGGUUUAGUUGUUCAGCUCAGUCACCAGCCUGGUGAACACUGUUCUGCACCAUCCACUGCACCUCGAAGUUUCGUUGUCCUUCACACGAAUGGCUUCCACCCGGUCAAUCUACAAUUCUGCCAGUUGCAGCAACUUCUCCGCUAUGAGCUGUAUCCCGCCACUUUGGACGACCCAACAACUUGCUGUACAUUUCGCACCUUGGAAACCUUCCAUCUUCUCACUCUGCAAAGCAAGCUCAUGGCGUAUGAUUACUACAUCACUCUCACAAAGCUUACGGAUUGUGUAAGCAUCGGGCAACGCUACGUAAAUCUGUCUUUGCUCAAACGUGCAGGGCGAGGCUAUGAUUCCAAAGGAGUGAAUGCAACAAGGCCUGGCGAGCUCUGUACUCGCUGUCCGGCAUGUCCGCAACCGGGAGUCAACUUACCCGAGAAUUGA
This is a messenger RNA of Phanerochaete carnosa HHB-10118-sp, 564 nucleotides long. RefSeq lists its product as uncharacterized. The transcript has 4 exons. The annotation marks the transcript as partial. The record is from RefSeq and is a predicted model, not a curated record. NCBI's taxonomy places the organism in Eukaryota, Fungi, Basidiomycota, Agaricomycetes, Polyporales, Phanerochaetaceae.